Molecule: messenger RNA, 3160 nt
Organism: Blastomyces gilchristii SLH14081
Lineage: Eukaryota; Fungi; Ascomycota; Eurotiomycetes; Onygenales; Ajellomycetaceae
Exons: 3
Coding region: 2409-2924 (171 amino acids)
Source: RefSeq, a predicted model, not a curated record
CGCAGGAUCCGAAUCAGCUCGCGCGUGGUCCACCCGCCGGGUUCCGGCGUACCGGUUCCAGGAGCAAUACCCGGAUCCAGCACGUCGAUGUCAAGACUCAGGUAGACGGGCUCAUCUGGCGAAAGCCCGACGCGCGAUAUGAUGGUGUCGAUAACUCCCUUCGGCCCGAUGUCGUCAAUAUCGUCUGCAUGGAUGCGCAGGAACCCCUGCUCGGGCCCCGGAUUGGAAUAGUCGCCAUCAUCCAGGCCGGUCAGGCGGGUGCGGAGACCAGCAUGUGCGGAGCUGGUGUUGGAGAUUAGCCCUUCGCGGCUAGCUGUGUGGAAAAAGCUACCAUGGUUGAAGCGUGAUUGGUCGGAUGUCCAGUGAGUGGAGUAUCGAGUCGGGUUCCAGGUAUCAAGGUGCGCAUCAAAGUGCAGGACUGUGAUUGGUUUUCCGUAAAUCUUAUACAAGGCACGUAGGGCCGGUAGGGUGAUGCUGUGGUCACCACCUAGUGCGACAAUCCUGGGUUUUCCGCGCGAUAUGCCUGAGAUGGGAUUUGGAGCUUUGCGCGUGCCUAGUUCCAGAAAGGCUUCAUACAUCUGCCGUUCUGCCACGGCAUUGUCGAAUGGCAUAACGGGGACAUCGCCGCAGUCAAUAAUGCGCGCCCAGUUCAGAUAGGGGUUGAUGGCAGCGCGGGUGUUGUAGCUAUUUCCUGGGAGCUGACGAGCGCUUGCGGCGCGGAUGGCGCGGGGCCCAAAACGGGCUCCUGGGCGGUAGGAGACAGAAGUGUCGAAGGGAACCCCAAGAACAGCGAUGUCGUAUUGCUCGUCAGGCUCGAUGAGGCAUUUUACGUGCUUGAGAUGGGCGAAGGUCGAAACCCCAGAAAAGCUCCACUGACAAGAUGAUUUUUUAAGAUUAGAACAGGUCCCAGCGGAGGUAAUUGCGCGAAGGCAGAAUGGACAGGCGUAUAAUUACCUCCUGAUCCCAUUUCUUCAGGAGCUCUUCUCUGCGUUUGAUUGGGAUCUCCUCAUUGUCAUGAUGCUCGUGUCCAUCAUGUGCAUUGACAGAGCUUAUAUGAAGGAGCAACCCAGCUAGGAUGCUUGUCCAGCCUCGAAGCAACAUUUUGUGUGUCUCAAGCUGCAGAUGCUACAGUUUCCUCUGCAGAUACUGGAAAGGGACGAGAAAGCUGGACGCCAUGACAACAGAGAGCUGGCCUACAUUGCUUGUAUUGCCCCCCUCUCGCGAUGGGAAGCCGAGGAGAGCGGCAAACAGCGUCUCCGAUUGGAAGGUUAGCCGUCGCGGGAGUGGGAGGGGGGAGUGCCGAGCAUGAGCAUGAGUCAGCAAUCGGAGUGCUAACUAGUUAUCCUAUCUGAAUGCGUAUGCAAACACUAAUAUGUACUGUACAUCAAUCAUAGGAAGUUUUGUUGCUUGUUCAUUGCCAGGUUAUUUAGCAUAUCACGCCGUGGCACCCGUCCAGCCUAGUGAUUAGUGCAUUUUCUUCGUGAGAUUGCGACCUCGUCGUGCGCGAAGCCUGUUAACUAGCUCUUCGGUCCUGCUUGGUUCAGGAGGAUUCUCAUUAGGGUGUAAAAGUGCCAAUUCUACUGUUCUUGUAUCAGGUGAGGCCGAGGUCGUAUUCCUGUUCUCAUAUUUAGAAGGGGACGGGACGGCUUCAGAGGCUUUUCAUCAUGGAGAUGCUGCAGGACGGGAAGCCUUCAUUGGGAAAACUAGGUGGUGGUAAAUGGCUAGCUCCCGCACAGGUUGCACUCUACAGUCUACUACUAUACGAGGCUGGUCAAUGGGGAAAUCUCCGUCCUCUGCCUUAAGAGAAAGAGUUUUCUUUUACACGGACACUUGGAGAACAUUCCUAUUUUUGAUUUGUAAUUGGUUUGUGUUUGUAAUCAUUCCGUCUGACUACCCCGCAGUGCAGUGCAGUGGGGAGAAGGAAUUCGCGCGUCUAAAGUAUUAUUGUUGGGAUGCAGCUCAUCACCGAACUCAAUCCAGGGACAAAUCAGCAAUCAGGUUGAUGGAGGCGUAUGGAAUGUAACUACUGUGACUUAACUAUCUGCCAUCCAAGCUGCCUAGUUCGAGUGCAUCUCAUUGUAUGAAGGCCAGGAGAAUAACUCCCCUGUACAAGACUGCAUCUCUCCGUAUAAGUUAUUCACCGCUCUCUAUUAAUAAUAUGAAUUAGUAAAAACUACAAUGCGCUUGAAUCCUUCCUUCAAAGAGUUGCACCGCAAUCUCAUCCAGUGUUGUUCGGCGCGAUCAAUUGUCCCGGCUGAAACCUCGGCCGCUGCUAUAAAUAAGAACCACUCUCUGUCCGUUCCCAGGUCGAACAACAAUCUUCACCAUUCCUCAUCGCUCCCCAUAAUCUCAUUUCCAGGAAAUCCUCUCACCACCAGCACCAGCACUACCACUACCACCUUUCCAACAUGCCUCUCAGCACUUACGAUGCCAGCAUUGGGCUGCUCCUCAACGGCCUUAACACCCUCAAUACAAUCCUCGCUAAAGCCGAAGAACAUGCCAAAGCCAAGGAACUCAACGUCGAUGACUAUGUUCCAGCCAAGCUGUACGAAGACAUGUUUGCCCUCGAUUUUCAGGUAUACAUGGCUGUUGAUACCGCAACAAAGUGCGUCGCCCGCCUGCUUGGCACUGAACCAGUAGAGUGGAAGAGGGAAGAGACAUCCUUCGCAGCCCUCCAGAAAAAAACAACCGAUGCCAUCGAAGUCCUCAAGAAGGUGGAUCCCGAGGCGGUUGAAGGCAAAGAGGCCAAUACCGUCACGAUGGUCAUCGGGGCUGGCAAAACCAAGACCCUCCCCGGAAAGGAAUACAUCACCUCCUACUCGGUUCCGAACUUCUUCUUCCAUCUGCAGAUUGCAUACGCCAUCCUACGACUCAAAGGAGUUCCCGUGGGCAAGCUUGACUACCUAUCUUCGUUCUCCUCGUGAAAAAAAAAAAAAAAAAAAAAAAAAAAAAAAAAAAAGACGACCACAGUGGAGAUAAGUUUGGCCCUGGGCUGGAGGAGGUUCCCGACCCAUGGGCGGCAGGUCUCAGCAUGAGAUAUGACGGAAUGGGAAUUGUCCUAAAAAUUGCAUGGAAGAUGGAAGCUGAGAAUAUAAAUAAAUUAACUAUACUUUAACUACAUGAUAUAAAUCAAUUCAAACCCUUUUAUUGUAUUCGUGAA